Messenger RNA from Arthroderma uncinatum, 1263 nucleotides. RefSeq names its product protein kinase. The coding region runs from base 1 to 1263 and encodes 420 amino acids. Gene Ontology annotation, molecular function: ATP binding; protein kinase activity. The record is from RefSeq and is a predicted model, not a curated record. Lineage: Eukaryota; Fungi; Ascomycota; Eurotiomycetes; Onygenales; Arthrodermataceae. The transcript is spliced from 5 exons. Gene Ontology annotation, biological process: protein phosphorylation; spliceosomal complex assembly; regulation of mRNA processing.
AUGCAAAUAGCAUGUCUACUCGGAUGGACGAGAAAAAUGCUUAACCCUGGCCAGCGAAGGCCCUUUGCAAAUCAGCCAAAGGCUUACGGCCCAGGUCGACCUGUCGAAGAGGAAACGCUCCCAGCUUAUGAUCCGGAAGAAUUUUACCCGGUUCAUAUAGGCGAUGUAUUCAAGGGAAAGUACAGAGUGCUUGGUAAACUUGGAUUUGGGGCCAACUCAACCGUUUGGCUUUGCCGCAACGUUGAGGAGCGUGACUAUGUUGCUCUCAAAGUAUACACAAAGACGCCUACGCAGCGGAUGAAUCGGGAGAUCGUGGCCUACAGUUAUCUGAGAUAUUCACGCUCAUCGCAUGCUGGGAGACUGCACGUACGAGAACUCCUUGAUUCAUUCGAGCUUGUACGGCCUGGUGGAAUCCGUCACCAUUGUCUUGUUCAUCCACCGCUUCAGACAACACUCUGGGAUUUACAAAGACCCGGAGGAAAACCUACAGCUCUACCGCAGGAUAUGAUCAGAAGUGUAUCCCGGUAUCUGCUCCAGGCAUUGGAUUACCUCCAUACAGAAGUCAAUAUCACACACUGCGAUAUUAAACUCAGUAACCUUAUGUUGACCAUAGAGGAUACGAGUGUCCUCGCAAAUUUUGAGGAAGCCGAGCAGAAAAAUCCAUGUCCGCGUAAGGUGAUAAAUGAUGAAAGAACAAUCUACGCAUCUCGAAACUUUCAGCAUCCCAGGAACCAUGCUUGGGGUUACCCCGUUCUCUGUGAUUUUGGGGAGGCUCGGAUCAGAGGCUCUUACCAAUACGAAGAGAUACAACCAGAGGUCUACAAGGCCCCUGAGAUUAUCAUGCAGACAGAUUGGUCGCAUAGUGCUGACAUAUGGAAUACAGCAUGUGUGAUCUGGGACAUGAUAGAGAAUAAACAUCUUUUUGACGCCCAAGACGAUGAAGGCUUCCACAACAACAGACACCAUGUUGCAGAGAUGACUGCAUAUUUGGGCAUCCCACCAAAGGAGUUCCAACAACGCAGCCCAAACACACCUUUAGUAUUUGAUGAAGAAGGAAAUUGGAAAGGAAACCCUCCGCUUCCUCCGCUCUCGUUAGAAGACUCUGAGCAACAUCUUGAGGGGACGGAUAAGCUAGCGUUUCUGAGCUUCAUGCGCUCAAUGUUGACCUGGCUGCCAGAGAAGAGGAGGAGCGCUAGGGAGCUACUGAUGGACCCUUGGUUGAAUCACGAAUCGACGUCGCAAGGUCAACGGGGCCACAGCUAA